Messenger RNA from Tuber aestivum (summer truffle), 120 nucleotides. NCBI's taxonomy places the organism in Eukaryota, Fungi, Ascomycota, Pezizomycetes, Pezizales, Tuberaceae. The record is from the annotation of a GenBank genome assembly.
AAUGUGAAUGCUGAGGGUGGCGUUUAUGGCAAUGCACUACAAGCAGCUGCAGCAAAGGGAGAUGAAUCGGUUGUGCGAAUUCUCCUCGAGCGUGGGGCAGAUGUGAAUGCUCAGGGUGGC